Brassica rapa (field mustard) is the source of this 1479-nucleotide messenger RNA. RefSeq lists its product as uncharacterized. Lineage: Eukaryota; Viridiplantae; Streptophyta; Magnoliopsida; Brassicales; Brassicaceae. The record is from RefSeq and is a predicted model, not a curated record.
AUGUCGCUUGCCAUGGAUAAAGCCUUAAUGGCGUUAUCUCUUGAUGAGGAGGACGUUCCAUUUACGAUGCCAGAUCUUCCUGAGUUUAGCUCAGCAGAAGAAAACAAACUCAGCUUGAUGGGAAGACUUCUGAACCCGGACCGCCAAAAGAUGUCUACUCUCAUUAUGAAGAUGCCGAGGAAAUGGCAGAAGGAGGGAAGGGUUAGAGGUAUAGCGCUAUCUCAAGAACGGUUCCAGUUCAUAUUCAAAUAUGAACACGACCUCUUAGACAUUUUGGAGAGAGGUGUUCAAACGUUCGAUGAUUGGGUCAUAGUGCUGGAGAGAUGGGUAGAAAACCCGCCUGAGGAUUUUCUUCAGUAUAUCCCGCUUUGGGUUCAGAUGCGAGAUAUCCCAGUAAACUUCUACACCUCAGAGGCGCUCACUGCGCUAGGUGAUCUGGUGGGGAAGACUGUGUUGGUGGCUUUUGACCCCUCUAGGCCUAUUACACAGGAUUACAUUAGGGUUUUGGUGAAGUUCAACGUUGCUAAUCCGCUACGUACAUCGAAGGUGGUGACGUCGAAAGGAAAAUCUUCGGUGGUGCGUUUUAGCUAUGAGAAAGUUCAGAAGCGAUGUUUCGAAUGUCAGAGACUCAAUCACGAAAAGGAUCUCUGCCCUUUAAUUGUGAGGAAAAGACAGGAAGAGUCUAAAGUCAGAAGGGAGAGGAUUUCUGCAGAACUAGAGAAAAAGAAAAGAGUUAUAGAUGAGGAUGACAUUUUGUUUGGUGUUCUGGAGGAGGAACAAGUAAACAUGAACUCUGCUACGGGAAGGUGUAAGAUAGCUAAGGAAGUAUUGGAGGAAAUGAGAAGAUAUCUCUUGGCGGACACAGGGGAAAAUCGUGAGGUUAAGAUAGACAAGAUUCAACGGUCGGUCAAGCUUGCAGAGAAGGAUCCUCUGUCGCAGAGGCUUGCAUUGAGAUUGGAGUCAGCUCCUUUGUUUACUUCUGAGCUAAACAAAGGCAAAGGAAUUGUGUUUGAUUACUUGGAGAAUAAGAAGGAUGCUGAAGAGCUUAGUGUUCAGAGUAAUCCCCACAAACUUAUGGCGGCUUCGUUUCAAGCUCACUCGAGGCUCUCUCUGCGUUCUGCUCCGCAGGCUCUGAGACUUGAGAAUGGAGAGGAUAACAUUGCGUCAGAAGGUUCCUUUUGUUCUAACUUUCCAACGGUGUUCAAGGCAGUAAAAGUUUCUAACUUUGCUCCUUGUUCUUCCGGGAUCGUGAAAAACAAAGCAGCAGUGAGGAGAAGACCGCCUAAAUCAACAAGGCAGAGAAGGAUCAAGGUCCUUACUGAUCAAGUAAAAGCACCGCCUGAAAACCAAAGAGAGGGCAAACAGUUGAUGGGUAGUAAGAAGAGGAAGUGUUCAGUGGAGGAAGAGGAGAUCAAAGCAACCAACAAGGCGGUAUGCCUUAAGGCGAUCCCAAAUGAGGGAUUGCCCCAUUCCCAAUGA